This is a messenger RNA of Penicillium daleae, 1386 nucleotides long. RefSeq lists its product as uncharacterized. Gene Ontology annotation, cellular component: plasma membrane. Gene Ontology annotation, biological process: transmembrane transport; carboxylic acid transport. Bases 1 to 1386 code for a protein of 461 amino acids. Lineage: Eukaryota; Fungi; Ascomycota; Eurotiomycetes; Eurotiales; Aspergillaceae. The record is from RefSeq and is a predicted model, not a curated record. The transcript has 7 exons. Gene Ontology annotation, molecular function: carboxylic acid transmembrane transporter activity.
AUGGAGGCAUCGCCAAGUGACUCCGUGAUGAAGAUGGAUGGUUCCAAGGAGCAGAAUCACAACGAGGACUGGGCCCUGGAGGAUUCUCAGCCGAAAAAGCGAUCAGGCGUCUUGAACGUGGUGAUCGCGGGUUUGGCUCUGUUCAGUGAUGGGUAUAAUGCUCAGAUCAUUGGCUACAUGGAGCCGCUCUUCUCGGUCUUGUACAAAGAUGGCAUGUCGGCCACCAUGAAGGCGCGUCUUUCCAACUCCUACCUGAUUGGCGAGAUUUUUGGCAUGCUCUUCUUCGGUGUCUUGAUUGACCGGAUUGGUCGUCGGACCGGCGUGAUAACCGCCACUGCCUUCUUGAUACUGGGCGUGGUCUUGGCUACGGCAGCACAUGGCACAACUCAACUAGGAAUGUUCUGGAUGAUGGUUGUCGCUCGAGGCAUCGCGGGCUUUGGUGCCGGAGGUGAGUAUCCAGUCUGUGCCACCAGUGCCACCGAGGCCGCGGAUGAGACAGCACCACUUCGCAAGCGACGGGGCUUUCUGGUCGCAGUCGCUACCGACUUUGCGGUAGAUCUGGGAUUCGUUGCCGCAGGUCUAGUUGCCCUGAUUGUGCUCGCAUGCUAUCACCAGCAAAAUUCAGAGGGCGUUUGGAGGGUUACGUUUGGCCUGGGUAUGGUUCUACCCCUUGCCGUUUGCUUCUUCCGUGUUCGCAUGAUGAACUCUACCCAAUACCGAAAGCAUGCGAUCAAGUCCCAUUAUCCUUACUGGCUGGUACUUCGCCGUUAUUGGAAGCCAAUGCUCGGUACUUCUUUGGCCUGGUUCUGCUAUGAUUUCGUUACUUACCCGUUCGGUUUGUUCUCCUCAACUAUCGUUGAACAGUUCAAUCCCAAUAAUACGACUGUCCAAAACAUUGGAUAUGGGACGGUCAUCAACUCCUUCUAUCUCCCUGGCUGUAUUCUGGGAGGCUAUCUGAUGGAUCGGAUUGGCCGUAAACAAACCAUGACUCUCGGCUUCAUGCUUUGGGCUAUAUGGGGCUUUCCCUUGGGGGAGAUGGGACCCGGUGUUGCCACUUUCCUGUGUGCGGCUGAAUCAUUCCCUACGCCCCUCCGAGGCCAUUUCCUCGGCUUUGCAGCUGCAGUGGGAAAGGCCGGUGCUUCAAUCGGCACCCAAGUCUUCACACCGAUUCAGAAUUCAUUUUCAUCUACCGAGAAGGGUCAACAAGCCGUGUUUCUAAUCGGAGCGGCUUUCACCGUGGUGGGAGGCCUGAUCGCGUGGUUUUUGAUUCCCGACAUGUCCCGCGAGCUGGAGACCGAGGACGCUCGCUUCAGGGCCUACCUCCAGGAGAAUGGUUACGACAUCGAUCUCUACGGAGAAGCUCUUGUAGUUAAUCGUGUUGCUUAA